Messenger RNA from Prunus armeniaca (apricot), 1251 nucleotides. Lineage: Eukaryota; Viridiplantae; Streptophyta; Magnoliopsida; Rosales; Rosaceae. The record is from the annotation of a GenBank genome assembly.
AUGCCUGGGAGUUUAGAGCCAUUGGAUUUGGGGGUGCAGAUACCAUAUCACUUCAGGUGCCCCAUAUCGCUAGAGCUCAUGCGCGACCCCGUUACGGUCAGCACUGGGCAGACCUACGACCGCCCCAGCAUCGAGUCGUGGGUCGCCACGGGCAACACCACCUGCCCCGUCACGCGGGCCCCGCUCUCCGACUUCACUCUCAUCCCCAACCACACUCUACGCCGCCUUAUCCAGGAUUGGUGCGUCGCCAACCGCUCUUUCGGCGUCGAGCGCAUUCCCACUCCCAAACAGCCCGCUGACCCGACCCACAUCCGCCACCUCCUCACCCAAUCGGCGUCUAAUUCCAACACGUACCCGACCAGGCUCUCCGCCCUUCGCCGCCUACGUGGCCUCGCCCGCGACCUCGACAAGAACCGCUCCACCAUCUCCUCCCAGAACUCCCGCGAAAUCCUCGUUCAGCUCGUGUUCGCCGAUACCGGCUCAGAAUCUUCCGAGUUGACUCACGAGGCGCUCGCGCUUCUCGUUCUGUUCCCGCUCCCAGAGUCCGACUGCGCAGCGGUGGCGUCGGACCCGGACCGGGUCACGUACCUGGCCAGGCUUGUUCAGCACUCGUCGAUGGAGGUCCGAGUCAACUCGGCCGCGUUGAUCGAGAACGUCCUGGCCGGGUCGCGGACGGCGGAGCUACGAGCUGAGAUUAGCAAUGUCGACGAAAUCCACCAAGGCGUCGUUUCUAUUCUCCGCAACCCAAUCGCGUAUCCCCGCGCGCUCAAAAUCGGAAUCAAGGCGCUCUUCGCCUUGUGCCUGGUGAAGCAGACCCGAAACAAGGCCGUAUCGGCCGGCGCGCCUGAAACGCUCAUCAACGCCUUGGCCGACUUUGAGAAAUGCGACUCGGAGCGAGCGCUGGCAACGAUCGAGCUGCUCUGCAGAGUCCCCGACGGUUGCACGGCGUUUGCUGCGCACGCGCUGACGGUGCCGCUGCUGGUGAAGACGAUACUGAAGAUCUCGGACCGAGCGACGGAGUACGCCGCCGGAGCUCUGCUGUCGCUGUGCUCGGCGUCGGAGAAGAGCCAAAACGACGCCGUGGCGGCGGGCGUGUUGACGCAACUGUUGCUGCUGGUGCAGAGUGAUUGUACGGACCGGGCCAAGCGGAAGGCCCAGCUACUGCUGAAGCUUCUUCGGGAUUCGUGGCCCGAGGAUUCAGUUGGGAAUUCUGAUGAUUUUGUUUGCAGCGAGCUCGUAGUACCAUUUUGA